AUGACUCGCAUAGUCAUCAUACUGGCGAUGCUAAUGGUUGCGGCGCAAACAAACCGGGAGAAUCCGAAGGAAUACGUAUAUUGUAACAAAGAAUGCAAGGCGGAUGCCAACGCUGCAGUUGCUGCUUGCGAAAAGGAGCCCGGCUCAAAGCAUUGCAUUCAAUUGUUAUAUAUCUAUAAUACAUGUGUGAACAUGUGUGUACUCAAAGCAUCGGAGAUGAACAAAGUUGCCAUAUAUGAAGAGAACCAAAAUAAUGAGACUGAACACGUAUAA
Messenger RNA from Dicrocoelium dendriticum, 273 nucleotides. The record is from the annotation of a GenBank genome assembly. NCBI's taxonomy places the organism in Eukaryota, Metazoa, Platyhelminthes, Trematoda, Plagiorchiida, Dicrocoeliidae.